AUGAAAAUUCCUGCGUUUCAAGGAAAAAGUGAUCCCGAAGCAUAUCUCGAGUGGGAAAAGAAUACGGAGUUGGUUUUCGACUGUCACAACUGCUCCGAAAUAAAGAAGGUAAAACUUGCUGCAAUCGAAUUUAUUGAUUAUGCUAUUGUGUGGUGGGACCAACUGCAAGGUCUCCAUCAAGGUAACCGGAGCGUUGAUGAGUAUUUUAAAGAGAUGGAGAUAGCUAUGAUAAGGGCCAAUGUGGAGGAGGAUCGGGAGGUGACAAUGGCCAGAUUUUUGAAUGGUUUAAACCGAGAGAUUGCUAACACAAUUAAAAUACACCAUUAUGUGGAAUUGGAGGAUUUGGUGCAUAUGGCAAUCAAAGUUGAGCGGCAACUCAAGAGGGGUGCGAGAUUAAGUGUUUCAAAUGUCAAGGAAGAGGACACAGCUAACCAAUGUCCAAAUAAGCGAGUUAUAGUGAUUCAGGAAAAUGGAGAAAUUGAGUCUGAAGAUGAAGAUGAUCUAGAUGACAUGCCACCAUUGAAGGACACCCCCAUAGGAGAUGAGGAGUUCGGGGCAGAUCAUGGUGAGAUGCUUGGGCUAGUCGCAUGUCGAGCCUUAAACUUGCAAGCUAAAGAAAAGGAAGAAGAAUUAGGGCUCACAACAUUUAAGCACCAUCGUUCUUACAAGCUACAAUGGUUGAAUAAUAGCGGUGAAGUGAAGGUUACAAAGCAGGUUGUUGUACCGUUUCGAAUUGGUAAGUAUGAGGAUGAAGUAUUGUGCGACGUGGAAUUCGAGGAUGUGUUUCUCGAGGAGGUACCGCAUGGUUUACCACCUAUCCGAGGGAUUGAACAUCAAAUCGACUUUGUUCCAGGUGCAUUAAUUCCAAACCGACCCGCAUAUAGGAGCAACCCGGAAGAGACGAAGGAGCUUCAAAGGCAAGUCGAAGAAUUGAUGGAGAAAGGGCACGUGAGAGAAAACAUGAGUCCUUGUGCAGUUCCGGUGAUUCUAGUGCCUAAGAAGGAUGAGACAUGGAGGAUGUGUGUUGAUUAUCGAGCCAUCAACAACAUAAUGGUAAAGUAUCAACACCCUAUCCAUCGCUUAGAUGAUAUGUUGGAUGAGCUACAUGGUUCUUGUGUGUUUUCUAAAAUCGAUCUUAAGAGUGAGUAUCAUCAAAUACGAAUGAAUGAAGGAGACGAAUGGAAGACAGCGUUUAAAACUAAAAAUGGGUUGUAUGAGUGGUUAGUCAUACCGUUUAGAUUAACUAAUGCACCUAGUACUUUCAUGCGCUUAAUGAAUCAUGUCUUGCGUGCUUUCAUUGGUUUUGUUGUGAGUGCUAAAGGAAUUGAGGUUGAUGAAGAGAAGAUCCAAGCCAUCCAAGAGUGGCCGACCCCCUCCAAUGUAGGUAAUGUGAUAAGUGCAUGA
Molecule: messenger RNA, 1404 nt
Organism: Morus notabilis
Lineage: Eukaryota; Viridiplantae; Streptophyta; Magnoliopsida; Rosales; Moraceae
Exons: 6
Coding region: 1-1404 (467 amino acids)
Source: RefSeq, a predicted model, not a curated record